Molecule: messenger RNA, 1538 nt
Organism: Erythranthe guttata (spotted monkey flower)
Lineage: Eukaryota; Viridiplantae; Streptophyta; Magnoliopsida; Lamiales; Phrymaceae
Source: RefSeq, a predicted model, not a curated record
UGAUGAACAGAAUCUUCUUCUUCUUCUUCACCUCUUCUUCCCCAAUUAUCUUCUUAUGCUCAAACUAACUGACUUCAUCAUAAUUAGGCAACUCCCCUCUGAUUUCUAUACACAAUGUCAACUUCAUGCUCCACUUUGCCCAAUCCUCUCAAGUUUGAUUUCUCAAGACCUCAUCAUCAUAAUCACAGGAGCAGCAGCAUAUGUGGUUUUAGCAGGAGGGAUUUUGCGUUUAAAGGAAUUGUUGUUGCUGGAGCUUCGGCUAUGGCUUCUACUGUUGCUGCAGAACCCUCAAAAUCACAAGGUUUGGAGAAAUUAGUGUUUAAACCAGAGGGGUAUAAUUACUGGACGUGGAGAGAUCGAAAAAUACAUUACGUAGUCCAAGGGGAGGGUUCCCCCAUUGUUCUUAUUCAUGGUUUUGGGGCUUCUGCUUUUCAUUGGAGGUACAACAUACCCGAGCUGGCAAAAAAGUAUAAGGUCUACGCAGUAGAUUUGCUAGGGUUUGGAUGGAGCGAGAAGGCCCUUAUUGACUACGAUGCCCUUGUAUGGAGAGAUCAAGUUGUCGAUUUCGUCAAGGAGAUUGUUAAAGAACCUGCUGUUUUAGUCGGAAAUAGUUUAGGGGGAUUUACUGCUUUGAUAGCUGCAGAAUCGCUGCAGGAUCAAGUUAAAGGUGUUGUAUUACUAAACAGUGCUGGACAAUUCGGUGACGCCAUGCCUUCACCUAACGAGUCCGAAGAAAACGUCUUGCAAAAGUAUAUUCUGAAGCCACUCAAAGAUAUUUUUCAACGCGCGGUACUCGGGUUUUUGUUUUGGCAAGCCAAGCAACCAGCUCGUGUCGAGUCUGUCUUGAAAAGUGUAUAUACUAACUCUUCGAAUGUGGACGACUAUCUCAUCGAAUCCAUUACAAAGCCUGCAGAUGACCCAAAUGCUGGGGAAGUUUAUUACAGAUUAAUGACAAGAUUUAUGUCGAAUCAAAGAAAGUACACGCUCGACAGUGUACUGAGCCAACUAUCUUGCCCGUUGCUACUAGUAUGGGGUGAGUUGGAUCCAUGGAUGGGUCCCGCUAAAGCUGUUCGAAUAAAAGAAUUCUAUCCAAACAGUUCGAUAGUAAAUCUACAGGCAGGGCACUGUCCGCACGAUGAAGUUCCAGAGCUUGUGAAUAAGGCCUUGUUGGAUUGGCUCUCAAUUUUACCUCAAGCUUUAUGAACCAAAUUAUUGGUUGGUAACAUAUUUGUUUAGUUCAUAUACCAAGCUAAGUCUUGGCUUUCGCCAUUGAUGAGCAUCACGUCACGUGUGUACGUCUGCAAUUUGUGAUCAUCAUAUUACAUAUAUAUAUAUAUAUAUGAUUUUUGUUGUGAAGUGAUGAUUAUUUAAUAUUUACCAAGACUCCAUUUUUAUUUCCACAUACGUACGAGAAACAAAAUUUCUUGCGUGGCUUACAAUUCUCUUCAUAUGUAAUUUCCCCAAGUCAUGAACCUGAUCCAUAUUGAACUAUAAAUAUGACGUCAGAAGUGUGACGUCACCUUUUGAUUUUGGUUUGA